Messenger RNA from Nematostella vectensis (starlet sea anemone), 2854 nucleotides. RefSeq names its product somatostatin receptor type 5. Gene Ontology annotation, biological process: G protein-coupled receptor signaling pathway. The transcript is spliced from 2 exons. Gene Ontology annotation, cellular component: membrane. Bases 1244 to 2647 code for a protein of 467 amino acids. NCBI's taxonomy places the organism in Eukaryota, Metazoa, Cnidaria, Anthozoa, Actiniaria, Edwardsiidae. The record is from RefSeq and is a predicted model, not a curated record. Gene Ontology annotation, molecular function: peptide binding; G protein-coupled receptor activity.
GGUCUGUAUAAACAUAUCUAACUAAUGCUCAAUGAGCGACUACAAAGAAUUAUCUUUGGGACUCUAAAGCAUCGUUAAGAAUAAACCUCGGGGCACAUACUCCGUUUGUCUUCGCGAUAAGUGAUAACAACGCUAUUCCCCAGCACGGAUUGCCACGCAACUCUAGCCCAACGAAAACAAACUCUCGACCAAUAGCUCCUCGUAUUGCACGAAAAAACAUGGCAAAUGUUAUACACUGUUUUAACGAAUUUCUCAAAUAUUGAAAAAAAAAAACUCAAAGAGACCGACGAUGGGUUCGAGGCAGUGGUGACCAAACAUCGACCCUGUUAUUGCAAAUUUUGAGAGUUCAUUGAAUGAUAACAAUACACAUUUUAUGUCAUCAAAGCUUCCCUGGUGAAGGCCUCCCUCGAAGAAGGAAAGUAUUCACAUAUGCAAACAACAAAUUAAUCAACGUCUUCGGGUGUUUUUUGUACAAGAAAAGAUCGACUAAGGCCUCCAGGCACCCGAUAUCAGCUGUUGCUAUAAUAACUGAGAUUUUAUACCACCAGGAGCCUCUUACACUCUUCACAUACACGGCGCCGUACCGUGCAGAGUCAAGUUUGAUGCAUGUUAAACUUUGGGGAAUUGAUUGUGGUGGAAAAAUGGCUGGUGUUUUUGUGUGAAGUAUAUCUUGGAUAUCAGUAAAAUUUUGGCCUUGCGAAUGGAAAGAGGGAUAUUUUGCAAACAAGAGCUAAGUAACCAUUCAGACAACAACCCAAACAAACGGAAAGAAAGGCCUCUUUACAAACGAAAGGCAAGGGUUUACUCAGGAAAUUAAAUAACACAUGUUUGGAUGUGCGUGUCGACGUGUCUAAUUCCUACAUUUACUAAAGGGAUUGAUCAAUUAAGAGCAUAGAAGUCUCGUCAAGGAACUCAGUAAGGCACUUCAUUAACAAGGAGACACUUUGCGGAUGCAUUGAAUAAUUCAUCCAAAGCACCAUCAACAAUUGCGACUUCUUCACUUUUUUAAUAAGACUGAUCGAAAUCAUCGAUACGCGCUUCUCUAUUGGGUAAUUCCCCGCCCCACUGCAGAAAAGUAACAAAGAAAAAAAACGUCCCCUCUCACGCCAAAUACUUUUCAAAGAUAUUGAAUUCAACAAUAAUAUUUUCACUUCGUUUCACUGGACUGCUGAAGGAACACGAUCUGCUAUUUCUAUUCGUCUUAAACUUUCGGGCGAGUAAAGGCCUAGGUUUUUCACUCAAGAUGGCAGCCUAUAACAGCAGUAGCGUAUUUGAAGACAAUCGGCCUCCGAUGAGCCCAAUCCAAAUCAUGCGGCUUGUCCUGUACGCCGUGAUUUUUGUUUGUGGGUUAAUAGGAAACGUACUAGUCAUAGUAGUGGUGAAGUGUCGAGGCAAAAAGCGAACUUUCCACGACUAUUUCCUCCUGAAUCUCGCUAUCGCGGAUCUCCUUUUCAUAUUGUGUCUCCCGGCGGAUAUCUAUAUUGAAGUUGCCGUAUUUCCUUUCACGGAAUUCUAUUGUAAGAUAUUGUAUCCCCUGACAACGUUUGCCUUCUCCCUGAGUAUCUUCACCCUGUCUUCCAUGGCUGUAGGUCGCUGUUAUGUCAUGAAAAAUACAUCCAAGCCCCCUCUGAAAGGUCGUGCCGCCAUGCUAUGGAUACUAUUACUCUGGAUCGCGUCAUUUGCCUGUGUAUUACCGCUGACCAUCGUAGCGCGGUCGUCGUCAAGGUCUUGCAGGGAAGACUGGCCCGACCCUAUAUACCGCAAGGCUUUCACUGCGUCAUUACUGCUGCUACAGUACAUUGGUCCACUUGUUAUCAUCGCUUUAGCGUAUGUGAACAUAGGGAUACUACUGGCGAAAAACAAAGUGCCGCAAACUAAUUCGAACUCAAGUAAGUCUCACUCCCUACUCCAUCGAAUCCGACACAGGAAUCUCCAAAUCACUCGCACGCUUGCAGUCAUCGUUGUGCUUUUUGCUUUACUGAUGUUGCCGCACGAGAUCGCGUGGAUGUUACUGGACUUUGGACCGGACCCUAACAGCAAACUGGCGGACACUUUAAUCAAAUUUUCCCCUAUUCUCACGUACCUCCACAGCUGUUCAAACCCCUUGGUAUAUGGCCUGAUGACGACACAGUUCCGAAAUGACGUCAGGAAGUAUGUGUACUGCUGUCGCAGAUACCAAGGCUCGUACGAGAGUGAAACCGAGCACAAAGCAAGCAGCGGUAAACUGUUAAAGCACAAGAAGCGGCGAAAGAAAUGUGAUAAGGGGAGACUGGGUGAACAUGUAAUCGCAGAUGCUAUUUCAACCUCGCACGCAGUGGGAUAUGGCGGGAAAGUCAAUGUCAUCGUGUAUCUCGCUCCGAGCGACAAACGAGUGAAACUAAACAAUAACGGACCUUUAAAGCAGAAUGGCAGUCUGCAAGUCUACAAUAAGAGCCAUCAGGGAAUUUGCUCGGAGACAAGUUGCGCUGAGAAGCCUAAGAUUGUUAUCAAAGUCAGUGAAAAUGGGGACGAGGCUGGAAACAACAAAGGGAAAACUUUCAAAGAUGAAGAGAAUUCCGGGACAUCUAUGGGUAGUAGUAAGCUGUCAAAAGAGGACCAGACGGUUGACACCUCUAGCAUCAAGCUAGAAUUUGACGAGUCCCGGUAGAGUCCCAUAUUACAUACUGUAGCACAAGCAGCCGCAGAAUUCGUAGGUUAGUGAGCGCCUAGUCUUUUUCUCACUUUACGAUGCUGAAGACGAGUCGAUAGAUUGUCUCUUUAAAUACUUUUAAAGAAUUGAUGUAUCCACCUAUUUAACUUUCCAAUUAAUUGUAAGUGCAAUUUCCAAUUAAAGGGAAUUUUAGAAGUUGACACA